AUGAGAGCUAUAAUGAUAAUUAUAUUACCAAUAAUAACCUAUCAAUUAAUAAUCAACUUUCCCUAUGUCGGCGCAAAUUUGAUUGCGUUCAAUAAAGACGAUGUUUUGAGUGCGUAUGAGAAUGUGGAUAUUAGAGGGAUAAAUCAAACUGGCUAUGAAAAAAUAGUCGGAACUUUCAAUAUCGCAAGAUUUUUAGUUCCUAUUGCUUCCUUCAAAGACGACGAAGAUAAUAACUUAAGAUGCAAAAUAGACCCAAAAUCUUAUGACGGUGUUGAUGUUUUGGUUAUUUCUUUUGAGGAUGCUAGAUCAGUCGGUAAUUGUGCUACUUAUGCUGAUAUUCUUCAAAGAAAUCACUGGCCAGAUAAUAAUGUUGUAGCAGUAAAUAGGCCACAACCAGCUGGUAAUACUAACGUAUUAACAAAUACGGAUGCACCUGCUAACACGGACACCUUUACCACAAACGACAACACACCACUACCUCAAACUGAAGCAGCACCACAAACUACUGCACCGUCUCAGGAACAAGUACCGACACUUACAGACACUGCACCACCACUUCAAACUGAAACAGCAUCACAAAUUACUGCGCCGUCUCAGGAAAAAAUACCGACACCACCUCAAACUGAAACAGCAUCAGAUACUUUUUUUGUAGACGGCACUUUGUCGAUAUUUACAGAUAUUACAUCAACUCAAACUAAAACAGCGCCAUCAACUACAGAUACUUUUAUUGUAAGCAGCACAGAGAGCGUAAACGGUAAUGAGCAGAGCCAAGCUGAAUCUCGAACAGUUCAACAGCAAACAUCUCAAUCUCCUUCUUCUCGACAACAACAAACUCCCAAACCGUCACCAACAUCAUCAAAAGAUAAAAUUCUUGAUGUAACAUUGUCCGCAACAAUUUCAUCUGUAGUCGGUGUAGAAGUUGGGGUCGGAGUUAAAAUCAAUAAAAAACGUGAUUUGAACCUUAAAACCCCUCAAAUGAUACUUUUUUCUUCAACAAAUGGCGGAGAUCCUGGUAUUAAAGAACUUUUUAGUGGUGAUAGAGAAACGUUAAAGAUGUCAAUGCCCAUACUAUCAUUAUUAAAACUUGAAGAUGUUAUAACACUUCAAGGAAUAUUAGAUAAAAUUGAUCAUGUAGUAGUCACCCCUGAAAGUGGACCUUGGGUAAAAAUAUUAUCGGACACAGAAUGGCUUGUGUGGUCAGUUAUAAUUAGUAGUUUGUUCAUUGGCAUUGUAUUUUUGGCCGUUUAUUAUCUAGUCAAAACCUAUCAAGAUUUAGUGGCGUUUAUAAUCGUGACGGUUGAUCCUGAUGAUAUUUACGAAGAUCGGAUUUCUUUAUCAGACUUUAAAAAAUUAUUGGGUAUUAGUUAUACAAUGGAGUCUGUGGGUUUGGUUGUUUUGGGAGUUGAAUUUCUGGCUUUUGGGUGGUUGAUUGUUACAGCAUUAAGAAAAAGGGUUUCACAGAUUCCUUUGCGUCGAAAUAGAUUAAGAACCAGUAGCAAGGUCAUCGUAAUGAUCAUUUCAAUAUUGACAUCUAUUGUAUUUUUUAUAUUUUCUGGUUCAUUAUCAUUCUUUGUCACGACAGUUGCUAAUUUUUGGGGAGCUCAGAUCACAUCAAAUUUAGCAGUAGUAUUAUGUAGUGUGAUAAUUAUACUAGUUUUACAAGAUAAAACUAUUGGUAAAAGUUUGAGCCAAUCAAAUUUUACAAAUAAAAAGAAAAAAUCUGUUUUAUCGGCUAUAACAUUAUCAGAUGAUGAUAAUAAUGCAUUAGAAGAAGAGGAAGAGAUUGAUGACAAUGGAAAUAAUAAUUUCCCAACAAUAAUAUCUACAUCACCAGGAGAAACUUCAAUGAUCGACAUACCAAUCACCCCAUCUUCCAUAUCACCACUUCCUACUAUUUAUUCUUCAACUUCUACUAGUAGUCAUCAUAGUGAUAAUUAA
Messenger RNA from Entrophospora sp. SA101, 1938 nucleotides. The record is from the annotation of a GenBank genome assembly. NCBI's taxonomy places the organism in Eukaryota, Fungi, Glomeromycota, Glomeromycetes, Entrophosporales, Entrophosporaceae.